AUGAUCGAAGACUACUUUGCAAUCCAAGUGUUCUUUAUCAUCCUUAGAGAGACUUUGGAGACGGCUAUCAUCGUCUCCGUACUUUUGUCAUUCAUAAAUCAACAGUUUCCGUCGGAAAAUCCUCAUGAAACCGAAACCUACCUCAAAAACCAGCAAACCAAAAAGAAGCUUACUUUCCAAGUUUGGUUUGGGGCUAUUGCUGGGUUAACUAUUUGUCUUAUCAUUGGACUUAUCUUUAUCGUAGCAUUCUAUUAUAUCGGGAAAGAUUACUGGUCAUACACAGAAAGAUUAUGGGAGGGUCUUUUCUCCAUAUUAUCAUCAUUAAUCAUCACCAUUAUGGGUUUAGGAUUAUUAAGAAUCAACAAAGUCAUGAAAGUUAAAUGGUGGAUCAAGCUUGGUGAUGCUUAUACUCAACAAGAUUCCGCCAAAUUACUUGAAGAAGAAGAAGAGACAGAAGACAUGCAAGAAAUGCAUCGUUUAGCCCCUAAACCAAAACAUAGUCACAAAGAAAAAUACUUCUUAAUGAUCUUACCUUUAGUUACAACUUUAAGAGAAGGUUUAGAAGCUGUCGUGUUCAUUGGUGGUAGUGCAGUCACUAACCCACCAUCAUCCAUCCCAUUAUCCAUCAUUUUGGGUGUAGCCUUUGGUUCGGCUAUUGGGUACGGUUUAUACAAAGGAGGUAACAAAUUAUCAUUACAAUACUUCCUUACCCUUUCUACCUGUUUCUUGUACUUAGUGUCAGCCGGGUUAAUGAGUCGUGGGGUAUGGUUCUUAGAAUUAGAACAGUUUGUUAGAAGAUGUGAUGGAAUGGAUGUCAGUGAAACUGGAUCUGGACCUGGAUCUUACGAUAUUGCCAAAAGUGUCUGGCACGUUAAUUGCUGUAACGGAUUAACUGACGGAUGGUGGAUGGUUUUGAAUGCCAUCGUAGGUUGGACUAAUUCUGCAACCUAUGGAUCAGUACUCUCAUACAUUGGGUAUUGGUUAGUAGUAAUUGUAUGGUUAAAGAUUAAAUUGUUAGACGAGAAACAUGGCUACAUCCCCUUCUUGCCAGUAAGAUGGCAGUUGAAGAGAAUCAAAUGGAAGUUGAAGUUGUUGAACCAUAAACCAAGAGAAAGCGAUGCUUUAUUAGAGGAUUAA
Messenger RNA from Yamadazyma jaroonii, 1137 nucleotides. Lineage: Eukaryota; Fungi; Ascomycota; Pichiomycetes; Serinales; Debaryomycetaceae. The record is from the annotation of a GenBank genome assembly.